Molecule: messenger RNA, 2149 nt
Organism: Acomys russatus (golden spiny mouse)
Lineage: Eukaryota; Metazoa; Chordata; Mammalia; Rodentia; Muridae
Gene: Rbms2
Product: RNA binding motif single stranded interacting protein 2
Exons: 14
Coding region: 74-1297 (407 amino acids)
Cellular component (GO): cytosol; nucleus; ribonucleoprotein complex
Molecular function (GO): poly(U) RNA binding; poly(A) binding; mRNA 3'-UTR binding
Source: RefSeq, a predicted model, not a curated record
CCCUCUCUCCCUCUUUCCCCCUCCCUUCCCCUUCACUUCUCUCCCUCUCUGAGCUCCUCACAGUAGAGACAAAAUGCUGCUAUCGGUGACUUCCAGGCCCGGGGUUUCGACUUUCGCCUAUAACAAGAACAACAAGAAGCCAUAUGUGUCAUUGUCUCAGCAGAUGGCACCGCCAAGUCCAAGGAACAGCACCCCUACCGGGAGCAGCGGGAGCAGCGGGAGUGACCAGCUAAGCAAGACCAACCUGUACAUUCGGGGAUUGCAGCCGGGCACUACCGACCAGGACCUUGUCAAGCUCUGCCAGCCAUAUGGCAAGAUUGUGUCCACUAAGGCUAUCCUGGACAAGACCACAAACAAGUGCAAAGGCUAUGGCUUUGUGGACUUCGACAGUCCCUCAGCAGCACAGAAGGCUGUAACUGCACUGAAAGCCAGCGGUGUGCAGGCACAAAUGGCUAAGCAACAGGAACAAGACCCCACAAACUUAUACAUCUCAAACCUCCCGCUCUCCAUGGAUGAGCAGGAACUGGAGGGCAUGCUGAAGCCCUUCGGCCAGGUCAUCUCCACUCGAAUCCUCCGAGACACUACUGGGACCAGCAGAGGGGUUGGCUUUGCAAGGAUGGAGUCCACAGAGACGUGUGAAGCUGUCAUCACCCACUUUAAUGGAAAGUAUAUAAAGACACCCCCUGGAGUAGCAGCACCCUCUGACCCCUUGCUUUGCAAAUUUGCUGAUGGUGGGCCAAAGAAACGACAAAACCAUGGAAAAUUUGUGCAAAAUGGACGAGCCUGGCCAAGGAACGGAGAAAUGGGUGGUAUGGCCUUGACCUAUGACCCCACCGCGGCUCUUCAGAAUGGGUUGUACCCAGCCCCUUACAGUAUUGCUCACAGCAGGAUGCUUGCUCAGUCUGCACUCUCCCCGUAUCUUCCAUCUCCUGUGUCCUCCUAUCAGAGAAUGACUCAGACGUCUCCUCUACAAGUACCUAACCCAUCUUGGAUGCAACACCAGUCGUACCUCAUGCAGCCUUCAGGCUCAGUUCUGACACCAGGGAUGGACCAUCCCCUCUCUCUCCAGCCUGCCUCCCUGAUGGGACAUCUUACCCAGCAACUGGGCCACCUGUCACUCAACAGCUUGGGCACGUUCAUGCCAGCCGCGGCCGCUAUGCAAGGAGCUUGCGUCUCCCAGUAUCCCACUGUGCCUUCCUCCAGUGUUUCUGUUGAGGAGAGUAGUGGUCAGCAGAACCAAGUGGCAGUGGAGACCCCCUCAGACCAUGGGCUCUAUCCUUUCCAGUUCAGCAAGUAAUGAGUGAACCUUUCCCCUACCCCAAAGACUCCGGCUGAGCUGCUUCUGGUCCUCAUGAAAAGGUUUGUGUAUGUUGGAAUUGCUUAGGAAGACUUUUUAAACGAUUUCUUUAAAAAAGAAGAAAAAAUAGUGCUGGAGAAUCGAUGAAGGAGCCCUGAGUGCCGAAACUAGUUACGGACUAUUUUUGAUAUUUGUCAGUAUGCGUUUUAAUAUGCAGACUUAAAUUUUGUUUUGCAAAGUUCUCAGCUCACACACUGCACCUCCCACCCUUUAAGUCAGGGAACGUAGACCAGACUGGCCUUGAACUCUGUUUCCUGAGUGCACCACUAUGCCUGGCUAGUUGGCUUUUUUUUUUUUUUAAAACUUCUUGUCCAGAUUUUUUUCCUUUUACAUUUAGCCGAGCCUGCCUACUUUGCCUUUUUAUAGUUUCUGUUUGGUUUUUCAAGACAGGGUUUCUCUGUGUAGCCCUGGUUGUCCUUGAACUCAAGGCUUGGCCUUGAACUCACAAGAGAUCUACCUGCCUCUGCCUCAAGUGCUGGGAUUACAGGCAUGCACCUGACUCUUUUUUACAGUUUUUAAUUUGUAAAAUUGACUUAAAUUUCAUGUGGAACUGGGGGAAGGGAGAGCAACACACAAGUAGAGAAGUGCGGACAGUAGAGGUGGCUUUCCCACUGCCCUCCUGUCCUAGGAGACAAGAGAGACUACACUUUGCCUUCAGGAAGCAGAUGAGUGACAUUGUGCAGCCUUUGGAAGCCAAAUCUGGUGGACAGUGCUACAGACAAGUGUCAUCCAGCUUCAGGACCCUGGGACACCUGCUCUGCCUCCUGGAGGGUCUUCAUUCUGCCCAAGGUC